AUGGUGGUGCCCCAACCCAUUUUCCAUCAAACCCUUUUGCCAUUACUUUUCUGUAUCACAACUCCUUCCUUGGUCGCUGCCAAUCCCACAGAUGGGUUCACCCGUCUUCUAUUAUCCAACUUCAACUUCCAGGUCCAAAAGCCACACGAUGUUCCACAAAACCUGCAUUACAGCUUCUCAAAUGGAGUGCAUAAAUUUUGGGUAUAUUCCACGGACAAACCUCACACGCCUAGCAGCGACAUAGUACCACGAACUGAGAUUCGUGUCACUGGAUACGAUUAUACUUCUGGUGUGUGGCAAUUUGAAGGGUAUUUCUACGUGCCUAGUGGGACAAGCGGAACGUGCAUCCAGCAAGUGUUUGGUGGAGCCUCCUCAGCCACAACCUCGCAAACUAGGGUCUAUGGAGGAUCUCUCACCCAUUACCAAUCACCUACUCUGGAACAAGACAUAUACGGUAAGUGGUACCGCCACAACGUAAUCCAUGAUGUGGGUGCCAACAAUGUAAAGAUUUUUAUCAAUGGGGUGAAGAUAUUUGAUGGAAAUGGUCGUGGAGCCAGCAGUCACUACUUCAAGUUCGGGGUUUACGCACAGAAUGGUUCUUCCAACUACAUGGAAUCUCAAUGGAGGGAUAUCAAUAUUUUUAGAAAUAACAGAGAUUGA
Sphenostylis stenocarpa is the source of this 660-nucleotide messenger RNA. The record is from the annotation of a GenBank genome assembly. NCBI's taxonomy places the organism in Eukaryota, Viridiplantae, Streptophyta, Magnoliopsida, Fabales, Fabaceae.